AUGACCUCCUCAAGGCUUGAUCGAGGCCUUGGGGAGGUUCGUCAUCGCCACCAAGACGAGGAUGUAUCUGAUGAGAAGAUUCCAGACCACAUCAACGACGAUUACUUCAGGCGAAAGAAGUUGUCUGGCAAGAAGGGAGAGAAUAUUUUCGCUGCUGGAAAGGUUGAAUAUCAGGUUACCGAGCAGAGGAAGACUGACCUGAAAGUUACUGACAAACCUAUCCUGGCCGCUAUCAAGAAAAACCCUGAACAUAAAGCCCUCUUCGGUUAUUUAGGAUCGCGAUUCAUGUUGGGUAAGAGGCAGUAUCCUCACAAGAUGGUGUUCUGA
Molecule: messenger RNA, 327 nt
Organism: Cooperia oncophora
Lineage: Eukaryota; Metazoa; Nematoda; Chromadorea; Rhabditida; Trichostrongylidae
Source: the annotation of a GenBank genome assembly